Temnothorax curvispinosus is the source of this 3164-nucleotide messenger RNA. RefSeq names its product bromodomain-containing protein 4. The record is from RefSeq and is a predicted model, not a curated record. Bases 165 to 2279 code for a protein of 704 amino acids. The transcript has 9 exons. Lineage: Eukaryota; Metazoa; Arthropoda; Insecta; Hymenoptera; Formicidae.
GCUAUCGAGACCGGGUGGUACCGGCCCGGAGAGAGAGAAAAAAAGAGAGAAAGAGAGUUUUUAAAUAAUCGUCUAUCCUUCGGUCGACUUAGGAAGAGGAAGAUAUCCCGGGUCGUUCGACCGUGCAUUUUGUGCUACACGGAUUAAGCCGAAUCGGAAAGACGAUGGAGAAAGAUCAGCCGGACUCCCUGGCGACUGUCGCUGUCGUCUCGGAGAAGAUGCCGCAGACCCACAGCCACUAUGCGCCAAGUGAGGUCUACUCCACCACCGAGCCACCACCGGCGUACAUGAGACCGCCGAUGAAAAGCACGGCUGUGCAGAUCGCCAGGAUCGCCGCUAUUACUCUGAUCACGAUGUCCGUCGUGCUCGGUAGCUUUAUCCUGGCGGCAUCCUGGGUCCAGGCUAGAGCGUCCUGCACGCCGGAAUCGAUCGCAGCGAUGCAGGCUGAGUUGAAGCUUCAACAUCAGCAGAACUACGGAUCGUAUCAGCCGCAAGGUGAAUUCUUGAAACAUUUACAGCCGGAAGCUCUGGUGCAGGAACCCGUCGAAUCAAAGGAUUCUCUGCAAAGUCUCGCUGCGCCAGUAAAGAAGGAAGUUGAGCCGGACACUAAAGACAUGAAAACUCAAGAAGGAGAAAACAGCUCAAAAUCUGACAAUGAGAAUGGCGAUCGCGACGAUGAUGAUGAUGAUUACGAUGACGAUGAAUUCCCUCCUGUACAUAUCAAGCUUCCUCUUCAGUUGGAUCUCGACGACAUUGCAGGCACGUUAAUUCAACAAGCUCGUAGCAGAGUUUCCUGUGUAGUUGAAAGACGACGAGCCGACGAGGUGAUGGACGGAACCGGUGACAACGGUUUAGAUAACAGUACCGAUCCACAACGUUUCCAAAGACUAAGCGGCGAGCGAGUUGCUAUUCUUUGCGAAUCAGGCAGUCCAAACCAGGAGCAGCAAGAGCAAGAGAUGCUUACUCCAAUCAUCGUGCCCUUAGGCACCGUUCAGAUUCCCCUCCAGUCCCAGGAACCUAACCCGGGCUAUCAUCAAUACCAAAUACAUACCCAGUAUCAAGUUCCCGAUAUGCAGCAAUUGCCGCUUAGCGACCCACGAGGAUUGAAUCACAUCCCCCCGGGUGUACUUCCUCCUGAGCUUCGUAAUCUUCCUCAGUUGACUAUGGAGAUGAGACCGCCCCGAAUGGGCCCGCAGACGCCCGUGAUGGGACCUCAGAGUAAUCCGAUGGGACCACAAAUCGAAAUGCGUCAGAUCCCUAUCGAACUGCGUCACUUCCCGAUGGACCCAAUGAGGGGUAUGCGCCCGAUGGUUCAGGAGCCUCGUCAGGAACCACAACAGGUUUCAAUGGUGUAUCAGCAGCAGGCCGAGCAAGUUCCCAAUACCUACAAUCAGGAGCAAGGUCCAGCUAUGAUGCCACCGCCUCCUCCACAAGCCGAGGCACAGGAGCAAGACCCAAGAAUACAUCAGCAGAUACCACCAAUGAUGAUCCCGCAAACUGAACAGAGGCCACCUGCUCCACCUCAGAUCACACCUGAAAAGCCACGCUCUCCCUUCCAGGGCAUUCCCAUAGAAAUCAGGAGAAUAAUUCAGCAAGUUCCGUUGGAAAUUAAGAACAUCAUCCAGCAUAUUACUGGCGAAGCCAGGGCGAUCCCGGUCCAAGUACCAGAGGGGGCACGUCGCGAGGAACUCAAACCGUUCCCGGAAGGCGCACGGCCAAUACCAUUAGGACCAUUCCCACUUCCGGUGGAAGUGAGAAAUUUGAUUGAACAUGGAAAUAUCGAAGGUCGUCAACGUCCGGAUGGCGGCGAAGAUCAACAGGAAGCGAAGGCUUUCCCAGGUCCGGAGGAUGACAGCGAAGAAACAGAAAGAAACUUCCCCAUUCCAAUGGAAAUCCGUAAUAUAAUUCACCAGGUGGUAGAAGGUCGUGCUUUCCCGUUUCCGAGAUUUGCAUUGAGACCGGUCAAAACCUUGGAGAUACCGGUAGAAGCGCAUGCUGAAGUAACCGAUGGCCAAUCUUCUGAACAACAACAACAACCCGAGCAUCGAGAACAACAGGAGCAACAUCAGGCAGCACAUAUGAUGAGUAUUCAGCAGCAGCAGCAGCAGCAGCAGCAACAACAAGAACAACAACAGCAACAGCAACAGCAACCCAUGCAGGAGGAAGAGUCUCGCCCGCAUUAUGUGCAGCCACGCUCCGUGCGCUCCGUACCAGAUGAAGUCUUCUUGCAUCGUCGUGAAAAGCGCGUGCGUCGUUGCGCCUGUGAUUGCGCGUGCUAAAGGAUGCAGUUGAUUGUAUCCAUCAGACGGAACGAAUUGUCAAAAGAGUCCGUCCAAAAUAAAAUUAAAAGUUCUAAAUGAGCACGCCAUUCACGCACAUUUUGAUCAGACGUUCGCUGCAGUUUGGCGAGUGAAACAAAACGCGAAAAAAAUAGUUGGAAUAUAUUUUCAUUAGCGUUGCAACCACUGCAAAUACAUCGAAUUGCUGAUCGCAUUAAAUUUUCCCGAGCCAAAAUAUUUUUACUGUUAUCAUUAUAGCAAACCACGAUAUCCGAGUAACUUUUCUUCCAGAUUGAUCCAAGUUCCAUUUGAGAGAAGCGCUUGAUAAAAAACGAAGAGUCUCGAAUUAUAUUAACAAACUGGCAUUUACGAUAAAGUAUUGUACGAAAUUGAUAUUUUUAUCUCGCGCGGUAGAUUAAUCGAAGCAUACAGUUGACAAUUAAAAAUAAGUGUGCUUAUCGAGGAACAAUAUCCUGGUUUAACAAUACGUAAUUGAUUUCAGAAUAUUUUCCCUUCUUUAUUGGCCAACAGUACGAGAUUAAGACCGUUUAUAAACGUUAUACAUUUUACCAACAAUAUGCGAAUUGUUGAUAGGCAUGAGUGAUAGUUUUCAAAUCAAUUUAAUUGACUACAUCUCGUUAUAUUCUCUUUCAUUCCCGAUUUCUCUCAUAGAGAGAAAGAAUGCGAAGAUAGUUUAGAAAUCUGUGAUUUUCCUAUAUAAAUCCUUGUGAAAACGUGCUGCUAACAAUGCGGUACACAUACACGCACGGUCAAAGAUAAUUAAUAAUUAAAAUUUCUGUACAAUAAUCGUCUUUUACAUUCCGUUAUUAACUUUGUAUUUUUGUUUAUUUCCUUAUUAUAACCCCCGCCUCGCCCUUAAAGUGA